AUGGUGUGCCCACAAGAUGUUGGUGUGGCGAGGAGAAAAACUGAGAAUCAUCUAUUUAAAUGGAUUGAUGAAGCUUUGAUUGACGAGAUACGGAUGGUAGAAGCGAAACAUGAGAGAGUUGCUCAAGAGAUUACAAAGUUUGAAGAAAGGGUUAUAGAAAAAGUGAAGUCCGAGAUUGUUAGAGUUGAAGCUGAGAUGUCGGAAAAGCUCAAAGAGAAGGUGAACUUGGAGAUUGCUAGAGUUGCACAGGAUAUGAAACAGAAGCUAAAGAUUGCGACGGUGGCUAUGGUUGUUGUGGGAGCAAUCGUAGGAAUAUGGACUUCUAUUUCAGUGAUUGGUUGGUUGUCGUCUGAGUUUGAUGGGUUCAAAAUAUCCUAA
Molecule: messenger RNA, 378 nt
Organism: Brassica oleracea var. oleracea
Lineage: Eukaryota; Viridiplantae; Streptophyta; Magnoliopsida; Brassicales; Brassicaceae
Exons: 2
Coding region: 1-378 (125 amino acids)
Source: RefSeq, a predicted model, not a curated record